Messenger RNA from Coccidioides posadasii C735 delta SOWgp, 1338 nucleotides. RefSeq lists its product as uncharacterized. Lineage: Eukaryota; Fungi; Ascomycota; Eurotiomycetes; Onygenales; Onygenaceae. The record is from RefSeq and is a predicted model, not a curated record.
AUGCCUGUAAAUUUCUUUAACUGGGAUACUUCUUUGGGGUUCUUUUUGGGCGCCGUGAUCGUGAUUGUCGUCACCUCUCUCCCCUUUGUUUUGUCGUUCGGAGUCCGCGACUUUAUCGGUCGAAUCCGCCGCGAAAAGAAGUUGGUUUCUAUUGCUCAUCCACCACGCCCGUCCGAACUAGAGGACAUUGAAAGAGACCCUUAUUGCGAUGAUGAUGAUAAUGAUGACCUUCUCUCGGGCUUCGUCACGCUGAAUGAGUCGGUCGCCACCGAGUUCCAGUCCAAGUUGCAGUCAAGUCGCUGGGCAGAUCUCACUAAAUUCUUCCUCCGAUGGGGACAGAAGUAUCUGUCUGACCGUCGUAGAUUGGAGAGGGAGCGGAGUAGAAAAAGCCAAGACUGCCGUGGUAGGAGUGCUCCAAAGAAACGUGCAGUUCAGGAUAUGUUCUCGAUCCCAGUGCAGACUCCGGUUGUACAUCAGCCUCUGGUAUCUGAAGUACAUGACCUUCUGCACAAAUACAGAGAUAGUAAUGGGCAAGAUUGCUUAUUGACCAGAGCCAGAGAUGAUGAUCCGGCAAUUUGCCUCGCCCUCUCCAGUGCUUUGCAAAAUGGAAAAGUUCUCUGGGGCCACUUCUCUCGAGCAGUUAUACAACUCGAUGAGCAUAUUGUAGUCAAGCUGGGCCAUAACCUGCUCCUCACAGGUGCAGAAGUCAUGGCUCAUAUUCACAAACACACAAACAGCGACAUCCCCGUUCCCAAACCACUUGGAGCAAUUUCCAUCGGCAAGACAACAUACAUGUUCAUGACCCGUGUUGAAGGCUCGCCGCUCGACAAACUCUGGCCGACGUUGUCCAACGAAGAGAAGCUCUCUAUUCGCGAUCAACUAGAUGUCAUUCUAGCCAAACUCCGAAAGCUACCCCUCCCGUCGCAGUAUCUGGGCAUCGGCAAUCCACCAUUCUGCAUUGACUGUAGAAUGUGGCUUCGAACAAGCAACACACACAUCGAAAACGAAACUCAGUUUAAUCAGUUUCUUCUCUCUGGAAACCAUACUCCUGUAACCGCGCCCUAUGUUGAAUUUGUACGACCCAUGCUCCGGGCUGACCAUCGCAUCGUAAUGACGCACGGUGACUUACAUCCAAGAAAUAUCAUGGUUGUUCGGGAGCAAGAUCCAUCUCAAUCUACAUUCAGUAUUACUGUAACGGGCAUCAUUGACUGGGAGCUCGGAGGGGCAUACCCGGAGUACUGGGAGUUUAUCAAGUCUCUCAAUACAAUGUACCCUGUACGACAAGGGGAUUGGGCUUUUUUUUCUACCUCAAAAGGGUAUGGGGACAUAUUUUGCUGA